AUGUAUUCCGGGCAGCCGGCCGCUACGACCACUGGACACCGCGACGGCAAGACACUGGGCUUCGAGAGGCUCAUUCAGUUCCUUCAGAGCACGCGGGAGUUGAAGGCCAAGGCUUUGGCCUUGGGAGAGGAGUUGAGUGCCAUGCGCAUGGAGCGGGCCUCCUAUGGGCAGAUGGCCAAUGUCGCGAAGCACCGAGAAAAGCGCCUGGGUGAGCUGCGCCGUUUCUUUCACGGCGACCUCUCCCCCGAGGAUCGUGCGGAGGUCAUCAAGUUCCUCACCGUCAUCAACACGGAGAUUAUCGCGGCGAAGGCCAUGUUCCUGGCGUAUUCCGAUCCCUUUGAGAAGUACCGGGCAUUGCUUUUUGAGUAUGCCCACACCCUGGGCCACGGCGUGGAGGGACUUCUGGACGGGGAUGGCUUCCUCGCGCACCAGGGGCUGCUCUACACCUUCAACCGCUUCGGCGGUUACGAUUUCGCUCCGCUGCGCCGCCUAUGCGACCAGCUAGCAGUCUCCAAGGAGGAAUUCUGCGAAGGAGUCCUCCAGGUCGUAAGGCGAGACAACAAGCGCGGAUACUGCAAGUGCAGAGAAGACAGCAGCGUGGACCAGCUGGUGCGACAACGCCCUGGCUGCCUGCUUCGGAGCUCGGACCCCGAUGCCGAGCUCAGAUACCUUGUGGAGGUCACCGAAGACUCUCAGCGCGAAGUCCUCGAAAGGGCCUUCGAUUGUGAGUUCGACAAGGUGGCCGUUCUGAAGGGCGACCAGCUUCACCUGGUGAAGAGAUCAGAGGGCAGCCUCCAAGUGGACCAGACGAAGACUGCCUCAGCGUUGCGGGGGCUCAUCGCCAGCCUCUACACAGAAGAGGAUUAA
Molecule: messenger RNA, 867 nt
Organism: Symbiodinium necroappetens
Lineage: Eukaryota; Dinophyceae; Suessiales; Symbiodiniaceae
Source: the annotation of a GenBank genome assembly